Anisakis simplex (herring worm) is the source of this 765-nucleotide messenger RNA. The record is from the annotation of a GenBank genome assembly. Lineage: Eukaryota; Metazoa; Nematoda; Chromadorea; Rhabditida; Anisakidae.
AUGAAAUUCACUCAUUUGCAGGCAUCCUCAUCGAAUGAAGUGAAAAUAUCAGAAGAGAAUAAAAAAGACGAAAGUUUGGAAUUGCCAAAAAAUAUUCGAUUAGAUGAUGAAACACUGCUUGAGAGUGUCAGUAUUGUCGACGAAGAUGGUGUUGAUAGCCAUAAUGAGAAAGCGCUUGAUUUCGUGCAGCUGGCUUGCAUAUUGGCCAGAUGUGCCUUCGAAAUGAGCACUCAACAUAAUGAUGCAAUUGCAUUUGAGAAAGCGUCUGCAUACAUUGAUAAGGUAUUAUCAAAUAAGUGUAAUUGGGCUAUCCAAACAAGUGCUUUGUUGCGUCGAUGUGCUAUUGAAAAGCGUAACAAACGACGCGUUGAAAGAGCGUGUUCACAAGCUGAACUCAUCGCAAAACUAAUGGACGCCAUUGACGAUUCGAGUUCAACAGAUGCGAAACAGUCACGUAAUGCACUUGUACUAGCCAGUGGUCUAUCACCGUCAUGGCGAGUGCACCAGUUGCAUGCGGAAAUAUUGCGAUCGUUGGGAUGUACAGCGGAAGCACUUCGAAUAUACGAGAAACAAGAAUCAUGGGAUAAUGUUAUUCAGUGCUACAAAUCAUUGGGUCAGAUCGAAAAAGCAGAGCAUUUGAUACGGGAAUUGAUUGGUAAAAAUCCGAAUGAACCGUUGUAUUAUUGUAUGCUCGGUGACAUUACACUCGAACCGAAUUAUUAUCAACAAGCCAUUCAGCAAUCGUUAUUCUGUGAAGAGCGAUAA